CCCAUAUUUAAGAAUAAAAAAAACAAUAAUUAUGAAAUGGUAUAAAAACGAAAAGAAAUUUUAAAAUGAAUACAGUUUAACAAGUUUUAGUAAACCUGCAAUAACAAAAAUGUUCAAAUUCUUCCUUCUCGCCGCCUUGAUCGCCUGCGCUGCCGCAGUUGAUUCCGAUGAUGUCCAUGCUGAAGCCACCCUCUUGAAAUCCGAUGUUAGAGCCGAUGGUUUCGAUUCCGUUUUGGAAACCACCAACCACAUCCAUCAAGCCGCCUCCGGUGAUGAACAUGGCAACAUUCAUGGUGAUUUCAACUGGAUUUCUCCUGAAGGUGAACAUGUUGAUAUCAAAUAUGUUGCUGAUGAACACGGUUACCAACCCGUCGGUGCUGUUUUGCCCACUCCUCAUCCCAUCCCAGAAGCUAUCUUGAAGGCUAUUGCCUACAUCCAAGCUCAUCCCCAAAAGGAAGAAUACCAUCAUUAAAUUUUGUUAAAAACUAAAAUAAAACGUUGGUUAAACUGACAAUAAAAAGCAUUUGAGUAAAAUCAAACACAAAACUUGAA
Molecule: messenger RNA, 552 nt
Organism: Calliphora vicina (urban bluebottle blowfly)
Lineage: Eukaryota; Metazoa; Arthropoda; Insecta; Diptera; Calliphoridae
Product: larval cuticle protein 2-like
Exons: 2
Coding region: 110-472 (120 amino acids)
Cellular component (GO): chitin-based extracellular matrix
Molecular function (GO): structural constituent of chitin-based larval cuticle
Source: RefSeq, a predicted model, not a curated record